AUGGUCGGCAGCGAUGAAUCGCGGGCCCGGGUGCGUCAGAAAUACACGGCACAUGCGUGUCUCGAAUGUCAACGCCGCAAGAGGAAAUGCAGCGGCGAAACGGUGUGCAAAAACUGCCGGUACACCAACAGCGACUGUGUGUAUUCGCCGGCUCCGUCGCGAUUCUCGAAGCCGCGCCGCCUCACGCAACUGUCGCCGCCCGAUUCGACUGGCGGCCAUUGGAGUGCGGUCGACGUCGACCUUCAACCCUACGCGGAACUCUCCAUCUCGUCGCCGGUCAGGCCAAUGGCCGACGACCACGCCGACGCCAACCGCGAGCUGACGUUGCGCACCCAGGCCCUCGAGCAGAAGUACGAGAUGCUGAGACGAGAGCUGGCGGCGCUGAAAGGCCCGGAGCACAGCCGUGCCGGGGUCCACGAGGUCCCCUCCCGCUCGUCUGCUGGCGAACUGCAACGAGGACGUGGCUCGCUGCCACCGACAAGAACUCGGGCCCAGGCCAGGCCCAGGCCCAGGCCGUCGGCUCCCACUGACCCCGGCACCAGCACCACACAGGAGGCGGCGCGAGAGAACGUGUUUGAGCGAAACACGACCUUCGUGGGCGGCACGUCCUUCUUCCACCAGAUCGACCUGCUCGACCGGUCCGUUGCCCGCGACCAUGGCAGCCACGGCGGCGACUUUGGCACGACGUCGCCCAGCUGUUCGGGCGGCCGGGGCCAGGCGGUCGACCUGGAGAGCUCGGUGGCCACCAUGCGGCCGGACAUCGACCAGAUCGUCGCGCAGACGCGGCAGGCGGAUCUGGACGCGAUGCGGCAGUGUGUGGACAUGUACUUCACGAACGUGCACCCGUUCCUCCCCUGCAUCAACGAAGCCCACUUCCGCUCGCAGCUCGCCGGCUUCCUGGCGGCGGCGGACGAGACGGGCAUGCCGGGCAUGGCCAUGGGCCACCGGGUGGCGCUGCAGUUCGCCACGCUGCUCAACUUCAUCAUGGCGGUGGCGCACAUCCUGCACGACACGCACCCCGGCACCCCGGGCAGCCAGGACGACUACGUGCCCGGCUGGAAGGAGUUUUGCCGGGCCGAGAAGCUGCUCGUCCACACGACCUGGCUGGAGAUGGCCAACAUGGUGACGAUCCAGAUCCUGCUGGUCAAGGCGUCGUACUACGUCUACGUGUCGAAGCUGAAUGCCGCCUACGACACCAUGGGCACCGCGGUGCGCCUGUGUUUCCAGCAGGGCCUGCACAACGAGCCGGCCUGGGGCGAGGCGUGCAACUUGACCUUCUACGACCGCACCUACCGCCAGCGCGUCUUCUGGUGCAUCUACUGCCUCAACCACAACGUGGCCCAGAAUGCCGGCGCGCCCGAUCUGAUCUGCGACCUGGACUUCGACGUCGACCUGCCGCGCUGCGUCGACGACCGCAUGCUGUAUCCCAACUGCCCGCCCUUGCCGGAAAUCCCCAAGGCCUCGCCGAUCCCACUCCUGCUGGAGAUCGUCCGCUGGGCCAAGCUGUCCUCCGAGAUCUGGGAUGCCAUGUUCGGCGUGCGCGCCCAGAAGCCCAUCAGCCCCGAGUUCGUGGCCGCGACCGACGACAAGAUCAUGCAGCUGUCGACGGGCGCUCCGCGGUUUUUGUCGUGGCCGCCGGCCGACGAGCAGGGCCACGAGCAGCUGCCGGCCUUCAUCACCCAGCAGAGCUUCAUCUUGUAUCUGCGCAUCCGGCACCUGCGCAUGCUGCUGCGGCGCGAGGAGAUGGUGAGCUUGAGGUACGAGAAGAAAACGGCGCGGCUCUGCAUCGAGAUCGCCACCGAGGUCGUCAACGCGGUCGAGCUGUACUAUUCGUCCAAGGAGCCCCGACGCGCCGAUCGCUAUGCCUACACCCUCCAUCUCACCGGGGCCAUCGUGCCCAUGAUCUGCAUCAUCGUGCGCCGCGACAAUGCCGACGACGUGGUCCGCCCGGCCAUCCAUCUGUUCCAUCGAUCCCUCAAGAUCAUGCAAGCCAUAUCCCACGGCCUCGCUUUCGCUCGGCGCACCCUGGACCAGCUUGGCCGACCCAUCCACGUCGCUCGGAACAUGAUUGACUCGAAGUGGCCCCAGUACGCCCGGCCGCCGCUGGUGAACAGCUACACAGGUCCGUCGCGUGCACCACUCUCGCUGGCUCUUCCGCCGGGCAUGACGCCCAACCCCCACCAGACCUGGACCAACGAUGCCAAUGGGCCCGGGGGCAAUGUCAAUGCUGGUGGCGACCCUCUCACUAACGAGCAGCACCACCGUGCGGUCGAGGACGUUUUGACAUGGGAAGACCUCGAUCUGUGGAGCAAUAUGAACAACUGGUGA
This is a messenger RNA of Capronia epimyces CBS 606.96, 2328 nucleotides long. RefSeq lists its product as uncharacterized. NCBI's taxonomy places the organism in Eukaryota, Fungi, Ascomycota, Eurotiomycetes, Chaetothyriales, Herpotrichiellaceae. Gene Ontology annotation, biological process: DNA-templated transcription; regulation of DNA-templated transcription. The transcript has a single exon. Bases 1 to 2328 code for a protein of 775 amino acids. The record is from RefSeq and is a predicted model, not a curated record. Gene Ontology annotation, molecular function: zinc ion binding; DNA binding; DNA-binding transcription factor activity, RNA polymerase II-specific.